AUGAAUGUUAUUCAGUGUCAACCACCGAAAAGUCCAUAUCACAAACGUGAUUUCAGCGUGUGUCGUGAACCAAAUGAUUUUGAUCCACUUUUUCAAGAGAAUAUCAACGAUAUUGCUGAUACCAUGAGUGAGAUUAUGAUUGUAUGCGGAAUCCAUCGCUGUAAGGCCAAACUGACCAAAGGAAUUGUGAUAAAAGCUUUUGAGUUUUAUGACAAUAAACGACAUCGAUUCGAAAACUCUGACAAUGAAAAUAGUAUUUAUCGCGAACACAUUGUGAGAGAUUUCGAAUGCGAAUGUCAAAUGACCAGAGUUGAGGCUCUCCUGGCCUAUUGUAUUGUCAAGAGAGCCAUCAAAGCAUUUUAUCAUGGAACUCCAGAACGUAGCAUACGUAAUCCAAUUCGAGAAGCUGUAAUCUUAAAGGAGCAAGAAUUCAUAUGGUUGCAUGCCGCUCGUCGUACCAUUUUGCUUUUUGAGCGUUAUUCUCAUUUAUUUUUCAAUGCUCAAAGAAAUUAUCCGGCACAAAUACUAAAAAUCUAUAAAGGACUACAUGCCCGCCUAAGUGAACGUGCAGAUCCUGUCGUAGUUGAAGAUUACCACCCCAGAGGAUGUGUGAGGAAAAUUAUACAAGGAACGAAAUCUCCACCCACGACAAAUGAAGAAACACCAAAAUGUGUGGAAAGAUGCCGAAAGUCUAGCAACCUUAAGGAAUAUAUUGAAAAUUUACCCCCAAAGUCGUGGCCAAUUAAAAGUCCACUUACCCUGCGUAAUUCUGGUCCUUUGGUUUGUCAUAAUCAACGAAUAAUGGACAUCCAAUCGGAAGAUUUUACUCGUCCAAAGAAGAGGAGAGAAAUCCGAAAUAAAGACCUCAAUGUGGAGCGCUGUGCCCAAUGCAAUUGUCCCCAACUUAUGUGUGAUUGUGAUAUUGAUCGUGACACCGGUGUUGUGGCCAUUGAUUGCGGUCAGGGUCCGUUUGAGUGUCAGUGGGUGAGGAUGGACAGGGAAGAUAAACCGGAUCCAUGUAUUGAAAAUCCCGAAUAUCAUCAAUGUCCAGUAGAUUGUGAGCAAAAUAAGACUUCCACUGAUGAGUCUGAUACCUCAGAGUAUUGCGAAUGUUCGGCUGAAAGUGAAAAGGAUACUGAUGCUGGUCGUAAUAAUGACGCCAACCUGACUCAGGAGGAAUUUGAACCAUCCGAUAAUGAGGGUUAUUUUACACAAAUAAUGUCGAAAAAUAUAUCCAAGAACAAGAACGCAACUGUGUGUCAGCGGUGA
Musca vetustissima is the source of this 1269-nucleotide messenger RNA. RefSeq lists its product as uncharacterized. Bases 1 to 1269 code for a protein of 422 amino acids. The record is from RefSeq and is a predicted model, not a curated record. Lineage: Eukaryota; Metazoa; Arthropoda; Insecta; Diptera; Muscidae. The transcript is spliced from 2 exons.